Punica granatum (pomegranate) is the source of this 3164-nucleotide messenger RNA. NCBI's taxonomy places the organism in Eukaryota, Viridiplantae, Streptophyta, Magnoliopsida, Myrtales, Lythraceae. The record is from RefSeq and is a predicted model, not a curated record.
CUCUCCAAUCCUGUCUGGUAGUUGGGAUCUCUCAUCUCUCUUCUUCCCUCUCUCUCUCUGUGUCUCCCCAAAAUCCCAAUCCCCAAUAUAUCAGUCACUUUCACUCCCCCAUUCUUAACGUUUUACUUGAAACAGAGAACAGGGAGGCGUUUCCUCCGUCUCAUCUUCACUACCUCCAACUGGCUCAACUGGGCAGCACUGCAGCUCUUGAUUCCUCAGUUUCAUGUGUAAAGUGCAGAACUUUGAGGCCCCGAGCUCUGCCGUCUGCUGCCUCUCGAAGAAAGGUCUUUGGUUCUCCGGUUGAUUGGGGAAAGGGGUGCCUGUAAAUGGUGAUGAAACAACAGAGGGUCUCUGUCUGUCUGGUUCUUGGGCACUGACGGCGACUCUCUCAUCCACCCCCCCGUAAAGUUCCAGUCGAAGGAUGAUGGCGGUGACUUCAUCCUGUAAGGAUGGUGGGCACAAGAUGGCGAUGGACAACGGGAAGUACGUCCGCUACACUCCCGAGCAGGUGGAGGCGCUUGAGAGACUGUACCACGAGUGCCCAAAACCGAGCUCCCUCCGAAGGCAACAGCUUAUCAGGGAGUGUCCAAUCCUCUCCAACAUUGAGCCCAAGCAGAUCAAAGUCUGGUUUCAGAACCGAAGAUGCCGAGAGAAGCAGCGAAAAGAGGCGUCGCGUCUCCAAGCUGUGAAUCGGAAACUGACAGCGAUGAACAAGCUCCUGAUGGAGGAGAACGAUCGGCUGCAGAAGCAAGUUUCACAGCUCGUCUAUGAGAACAGCUAUUUCCGACAACAGACACAGAAUGCGACUCUCGCUACGACAGACACAAGCUGUGAAUCAGUUGUCACAAGCGGUCAGCACCACCUGACUCCUCAGCAUCCGCCAAAGGAUGCAAGCCCUGCUGGACUUCUGUCUAUUGCAGAGGAGACUCUAGCAGAGUUUCUCUCAAAGGCCACUGGAACUGCUGUGGAGUGGGUCCAAUUGCCUGGGAUGAAGCCUGGUCCGGAUUCCAUUGGAAUCGUUGCUAUUUCUCACGGUUGCACUGGUGUGGCAGCACGUGCCUGUGGCUUGGUGGGUCUCGAACCGACACGAGUUGCAGAAAUCCUCAAGGAUCGGCCCUCAUGGUUCAGAGACUGCCGAGCCGUGGAUGUGCUGAACGUGCUGUCCACUGGAAGCGGUGGAACCAUCGAGUUGCUCUACAUGCAGCUCUAUGCCCCUACCACUCUGGCUCCAGCUCGUGACUUCUGGUUGCUCCGAUAUACAUCUGUUAUGGAAGAUGGAAGUCUCGUGGUCUGUGAAAGAUCGAUUAACAACACGCAGAACGGUCCGAGCAUGCCUCCUGUUCAGCAUUUUGUGAGGGCUGAGAUAUUACCGAGUGGAUACUUGAUCCGACCCUGCGAAGGGGGAGGGUCCAUCAUCCACAUAGUUGAUCACAUGGACUUAGAGCCAUGGAGCGUACCGGAAGUAUUACGCCCACUUUACGAGUCAUCAACCUUGCUUGCUCAAAAGACAACAAUGGCGGCUUUGCGCCACCUGAGGCAGAUUUCUCAAGAAGUUUCACAGCCAAAUGUCUCGGGAUGGGGGAGAAGACCCGCUGCUCUACGCGCAUUAGGACAGAGGUUGAGCAGGGGAUUCAACGAAGCUGUUAACGGGUUUACGGACGAUGGGUGGUCAAUGUUGGAGAGUGAUGGCAUCGAUGAUGUCACCCUGCUCGUGAACUCAUCACCAGGAAAGAUGAUGAUGGGCACAAACCUUUCUAAUUAUGCCGCCGGCUUCCCUUCCAUGACAAGUGCUGUCCUCUGUGCCAAAGCUUCAAUGCUACUGCAGAACGUGCCUCCAGCAAUACUCUUGAGAUUCCUGCGAGAGCAUCGCUCAGAGUGGGCAGACAGCAGCAUUGAUGCUUACUCUGCUGCGGCCAUUAAAGCAGGUCCUUGUACCUUGCCUGGGCCUCGACUCGGUAGCUUUGGGAGCCAAGUUAUCCUCCCACUUGCUCAGACAAUUGAGCAUGAAGAGUUUAUGGAGGUCAUCAAGCUCGAAAACAUGGGCCAUUAUCGGGAUGACAUGAUCAUGCCUAGCGAUGUCUUCCUCCUACAACUAUGUAAUGGAGUAGAUGAAAAUGCCAUCGGCACCUCUGCGGAACUCAUAUUUGCCCCGAUCGACGCAUCAUUUUCUGAUGAUGCACCCAUAAUUCCUUGUGGCUUCCGCAUCAUUCCUCUUGAUUCAAAAACGGACCCCUCGAGUCCGAACCGCACACUGGACCUUGCUUCUGCUCUUGAGGUUAAGCCACCAGGAAACAAAACGUCAGGAGACAGCACCGGUAAUGGAAAUGGGAACUCCAAAUUUGUCAUGACAAUAGCAUUUCAAUUUGCAUUCGAACUGCACCUCCAGGAAAAUAUUGCGUCAAUGGCCCGUCAAUAUCUCCGGAGCAUCAUAGCAUCUGUCCAGAGGGUGGCUCUGGCUCUUUCUCCUACGAAUAUCGGCUCUCAGGUGGGCCUGAGGCCACCUCCUGGCACUCCUGAGGCUCACACACUCGCCCGUUGGAUCUGCCAAAGCUACAGGUGCUACUUAGGUGCAGAGUUACUCAAGAACGAAGUUAGUGACUCAUUGCUCAAAACGCUAUGGCAUCAUUCAGAUGCAGUCAUGUGCUGCUCUUUAAGGGCUUUGCCCGUGUUUACGUUUGCCAAUCAGGCAGGACUUGACAUGCUAGAGACAACCUUGGUCGCUCUCCAAGACAUUACCCUCGAGAAAAUCUUUGACGAGAAUGGAAGGAAGACUCUGUGCUCUGAAUUCCCCCAGAUAAUGCAACAGGGUUUCAUGUGCCUCCAAGGUGGAAUAUGCCUAUCAAGCAUGGGAAGGCCGGUAUCAUACGAGAGAGCAGUGGCAUGGAAGGUUAUGAAUGAAGAGGAGAAUGCCCACUGCAUCUGCUUCAUGUUCAUCAACUGGUCGUUCGUGUGAACAUUUUCCCUCACAAACCAAUCAAAUUCCCAGCCCGAGUUUCAAUUCUCUUUUCCUUUUGGGAAUAGAGGGAGAUCCCAAUUUUUUGUCCAAUUAGCUAGUAUGCCUUGCAGGUUGCUGUCUAUACAAUACCCCUAAUUUAUGAAAUUAUCUUUCUUGAUGACUUAUGGAAUUAUCUUUCUUGAUGCUUAAACAUAAUCUUAUAGUCUCA